UUAACUCACUUAUCAAAGUACCCAAAAAAAAAAGAAACAUCACACACGCGCUGAUAAAGAGAUUGAAUCCUGAUACAUAAAUAAUAGGUGGGCUUAAUGCAGAGAAUAAGAGCUACCAAGAUCUUCCCUUACCUUUUGACCAACUCUACCAAAAGUUUCACAGCAAAAUCUUCUCAUUUAAUUCCGCUACUUCCAAACAGAUCUUCUCUUGCUCCAUUUUCCAGAGAUCAUAUAAAUAAUAGUUCAUUCCUGAUUCAAUCCAAGCCGGCUUCCACAGUUUCCUUAGCUUUUGCAAAAGAAACCAUGCCGAAAAGUCAAGUUGACUUACUUAAGGCAGAUGAGGAUUUACAUGGCGGGGUUUGUGUUGAGUUGAAAGAAGCUAUGGAUUCCCAGGAAUUUUCUAUUCGGCUUAGUGCUUCUUUGUCUCAAUGGAGGCUACAAGACAAGAAAGGUGUUUGGAUCAAACUGCCUAUUUCGCAAUCUAAUCUUGUUGAAGCUGCUGUGAAGGAAGGAUUUAAAUACCACCAUGCUGAACCAGAUUACUUAAUGUUGGUCAAAUGGAUUCCUGAAAUUGCUGAUACUCUGCCUGCAAAUGCUUCCCAUCGAGUUGGGAUCGGUGCUUUUGUCAUGAACGAUAAUAGAGAGGUGCUUGUUGUUCAGGAAAAAAAUGGUAAGUUUAAAGAUUUGGGUGUCUGGAAGUACCCAACUGGCGUUGUAAACGAAGGCGAGGAUAUUUGUGAUGCUGCAGUUAGAGAAGUGAAAGAAGAGACAGGAGUUGACACAGAAUUUGUGGAAGUUUUAGCAUUUAGGCAAAGCCAUAUGUCGUUCUUCAACAAGUCUGAUAUGUUCUUUGUUUGCAUGUUAAAACCUCAAUCCUUCGAGAUUCAGAAGCAGGUUGUAGAAAUUGCUGAUGCGAAGUGGAUGCCAGUUGCAGAGUAUGCAGCCCAACCAUUUAUCCAAAACCAUGAGCUCUUCAGUUUAGUUUCGAAAAUCUGCUUGGCAAAGACAGAUUCCAAUUAUAGCGGCUUUUCUGGACGGGCUACAACUUCAUCUUCUGGAAAAACAACACAUUUGUACUUCAACCAUCAGUAUUGUGACAAUAUACUUAGUUUGGAUAUUUCACACUAAUGUAUCUCAGUAUAGGACAAUUAUGCCACAAUGGUCUAUACCUCUUCAACAGUUAAUUCAAGAUUGCAGAAAUAACAGAAUAAACUCUCAUGUUUAUAAUGUAUUAUAGAUAUUCAUUUCAUAUAAAUUUGUAUUUUCAGUUAUAUUUUCAGCUUUA
Molecule: messenger RNA, 1285 nt
Organism: Cannabis sativa
Lineage: Eukaryota; Viridiplantae; Streptophyta; Magnoliopsida; Rosales; Cannabaceae
Product: nudix hydrolase 2
Exons: 9
Coding region: 97-1128 (343 amino acids)
Molecular function (GO): NAD binding; ADP-ribose diphosphatase activity; NADH pyrophosphatase activity
Source: RefSeq, a predicted model, not a curated record